Molecule: messenger RNA, 507 nt
Organism: Laccaria bicolor S238N-H82
Lineage: Eukaryota; Fungi; Basidiomycota; Agaricomycetes; Agaricales; Hydnangiaceae
Exons: 7
Coding region: 1-507 (168 amino acids)
Source: RefSeq, a predicted model, not a curated record
AUGGCUUGGUUUCAGGCGAUGGCUUGGUUUCAGGCGAUGGCUUGGUUUCAGGCGAUGGCUUGGUUUCAGGCGAUGGCUUGGUUUCAGGCGAUGGCUUGGUUUCAGGCGAUGGCUUGGUUUCAGGCGAUGAUGAAUUAUACUACUACCUCACCGAUGCUUUCAAGCGGCGCGGACGAAAGGAUUUAUGGAGUCAACGAGGACAGUUGCCAUGUUGUGGUGGUCGGAGAGACCGAUAGCGCCUUUGACAUUGCAAACGUCAACACGACGACAAGCGAGAUCUCCGCCGUCACGAAUGACAACAUAAGCGAAAACUCCUACUGCAGGACGGUGAGGUGGUGCGAGAACGUGGGCGUUGGGGAAGCUGUCUGCUAUCACAUUCACCGCCGAGCUUUCGCUUCAAUGCUGCCAGAACCUCCCCAACUGUUGGGUUCACAGUCGCACGUUCUCCCCGGCCAAUAUGACUUCACCGGGAGAGAUUUGCCAUGCAUGCGACACAUCAAGUUCUGA